GCGUAGGUACGUGGACUGCGUACGAGUUUUUCGCCUGAAUAAAACAUCAGUGCGCUAGUCCGGGCGGCAGUGGAGGGUUAGAUGCGCGAGUCCUGCGCGCGCGCCGCCCAUCGCGUAUCGAUCGCUAACACUUAAAUAGAACGCGAGCAGUGCUGUGACAGGACCUGUGUAGUGUUGUGCCGUUUACUGGGAAUAAUCAUUAAUAAAUAAAAAAUAUGAGACAUCAGCUCCGCGCGCCCUUGUUGGCGACGGCUAUAUGGGUGCUUUUUGCCCUUCUGCUUCCGACGGACACACAAAUAGUGGAUACUAUUUCAUCAUUUAUGAAUUUCUUGCAAGAAGGAUCAAAUCAAUUCGAUAACGAACCACCUGACCAGAUAAAAAUGUUGUCUGAAUACGAUUUUAUAAUCGUAGGUGCAGGCACAGCAGGAUGCGUACUAGCAAAUCGACUAACAGAAGUCCCAGAUUGGAAAGUUUUACUAAUAGAAGCGGGAUCCAACGAAAACUUUAUCAUGGACAUUCCUAUUGUAGCAAACUACCUCCAAUUUACACCAGCCAACUGGGGAUACAAAACCGUGCCUUCGGACAGGUAUUGCGCUGGAUUUGAAAACAAGCAAUGCAAGUGGCCCCGUGGAAAGGUGGUCGGCGGCUCAAGUGUAUUAAACUAUAUGAUAUAUACCCGAGGAGCCAAACUCGACUACGACGGUUGGGAAGCAAUGGGUAACGAUGGCUGGGGUUAUGAUGACGUCCUUCCAUACUUCAAAAAGGUUGAAAACUUUAAUAUUCCUUCAUAUUACGAUGAAAAGUAUCACGGUCAAAGUGGGCAUGUUAAUGUUGAAUACGCUCCUUACCGCACAAGUAAAGGAAAGGCCUGGGUUAAAGCAGCCCAGGAAUUAGGUUUUAAGUAUAAUGAUUACAACGGAGCACAACCCUCAGGAGUCUCUUUUCUACAACUAUCAAUGAAGAAUGGAACUCGUCAUAGCUCCAGCAGAGCUUACUUACAUCCAAUUAAUGGAAGAAACAACCUUCACGUCUCAAAGAACAGCAUGGUCACUAAAAUUAUUUUUGACAGCACUAAUACUAAAGCGAUAGGUGUAGAGUUUGAAAAAUUAGGAAAGAAAUAUAAAAUACUGGCGAAAAGAGAAGUAAUUGUCUCCGCCGGCGCAAUCAAUUCACCGCAGCUGUUAAUGUUGUCAGGAAUCGGACCUCGGGAACAUUUGGAAGCAAUGAGAAUCAAUGUUGUAAAGGAUUUACCAGUCGGAUAUAAUUUAAUGGACCACAUUGCAGCGGGAGGAAUACAAUUUGUAGUUCGACAACAAAAUUCGAGUUUAUCUACGGAACAUAUAUUUAACCAUUUAGACCUCGUUUUCAAGUGGAUGAAAACACAUAAAGGACCUUUAUCUGUACCGGGUGGGUGUGAAGCCUUGGUAUUUAUGGACUUAAAAGACAAGUUUAAUACCAGAGGAUGGCCAGAUAUGGAGCUUCUUUUUAUCGCUGGAGGAUUAAAUGCCGAUCCACUGUUACAGAAGAAUUUUAAUAUUGACAGGCAAAUUUAUGAUGACACCUACGGGCCUUUAGGAAAAUCUGAGGCUUUUAUGGUGUUCCCUAUGCUAAUGCGUCCAAAGUCAAAAGGCAGAGUCAUGUUACAAAGCAAGAAUCCGAAAGUUCACCCACUAAUUAUACCAAAUUAUUUUGAAUACGCUGAAGACUUGCAGAAAAUCGUCGAAGGAAUAAAAAUAGCUGUAGAAAUUGCAAGACAACCGUCUAUGAAAAAAUUGGAAGCCAAGUUAUACGACGUUCCGAUUGCGGAAUGCCUAGAUGCUGGACCUUUUGGCAGCGAUGAAUAUUUUGCUUGCCAAGCACAGAUGUUCACUUUUACCAUUUACCACCAAAGCGGCACGUGUAAAAUGGGUUUACAAAAUGAUCCAUCCGCUGUAGUUAACCAUAGACUAAUGGUGCAUGGUUUGGAAAGGUUGCGAGUGAUAGACGCCAGUAUAAUGCCUGCAAUAGUGUCCAGCCAUACAAACGCUCCAACUUUUAUGAUAGCCGAGAAAGGUGCAGAUAUGAUCAAAAAGGACUGGGGGAGACUAUGACGGCGAUACCAAUUACCAUAAUUAGUUAUUGUAUAAAGCAAAUCUGUGAUUUAUAGUAGAUAUUAUUUAUAAACAUAUUUAUAAAUGUUUAUCCUAUUAUGUAACGGGUUAAAGUUCAAAGUUUUACAGUUACUUUGUUAAUGUAAAACAAAGAUCCAUUGCUGGGAUUUAAUAAUUUACUUUUAAAUAUAUCAAUUCUUAUAUAACUAGGGAUGAUGUCAUUUUUGGUUUUUGUCGGACAUUGAAAAAAUAUUGGUUAUGCAGAAGGCAAAAAUACUUGACAAAUAUUUCUGGUUUUCAUUUAUCAGACAACUAACUGGAUUUACACUUAGCAAACAUGUUCAUCAUCCCUAUCCUAAUUAAACCUAAAUUAUUUAUAUAUUUAAAACAAAGAAAUGGUAUUCCCAAAGUAAACCAAUACAUUAGUGUAAUAUUUGAUAAUUCACCAUAAGCGGGUAUUUAAGUAUUAUAAAUAGACAUUUAAGAAACAUUUUCAGGUACAAGUCUUCAGCUUUCUUGUUUCCAAAAAAAAACUGUUCUCUAUUUGGUUAAGACUAAAAAAAUCAAAUUUUAAAGCACCUGGCGGUUUAUUACCUUUCGACAAAAACGUAAUAUUAAAAAAUAAGGACCUUGAACAUUGUCAGAGACCUUGAUCAAUGUCUACAAAUAAUAAAGUGAUAUACGAGUAUACCAGUGACGAGUGACAUUAGAAAAAGAUAAAGCAUUUUGCAGUUACAAAAACAAGAUGUAAAAACAUGUAUAACUUUAUUUGUUCCAGUUAAAAGUAUAUUUUUUUACUGAAAGUUUUAACGGUUUUAGUACAAAAAAUAAGGAUAGGGAAUCAGACCUUAACAUAUAAAAAAGUCUUAAACGGCUGCUAGAUGAUAAGUCUGACAUAUUAGAGAUAAGAUAUUAAUAAAUUGUCAACACAUCAAAUUAUUUAUUUUAAAAGC
This is a messenger RNA of Trichoplusia ni (cabbage looper), 3043 nucleotides long. RefSeq names its product glucose dehydrogenase [FAD, quinone]-like. The record is from RefSeq and is a predicted model, not a curated record. Bases 216 to 2090 code for a protein of 624 amino acids. The transcript has 2 exons. NCBI's taxonomy places the organism in Eukaryota, Metazoa, Arthropoda, Insecta, Lepidoptera, Noctuidae. Gene Ontology annotation, molecular function: flavin adenine dinucleotide binding; oxidoreductase activity, acting on CH-OH group of donors.